UCUCUUUCCUUCCUUCCUUCCUUCGUUGUUGUUAAAAUUUGGGAUUUCUGGGAUUAUUACAUCACCACUUGCAACAACGGAAGCAUCUCUCAGGUCCGAUCAGAUCCAUUCAAAUCUCUUCUUUUCUUCUUCACUUCCUUAUCUUUGUCCCCCGUUUUUCAAUUCUUGUUUCCCAUUUAUUUUUCCCUCUUGAUUUUGUGUAUUUUCUGUUUUGAUUUGCCGCCCAAUUCUCGGGGUGUUGUUUUUCCUUGGUGGGGUUCGUUUUGAUCUUUUCUAGGGUUUCACUGCCUCUGGGCUUUGUUUAUUUCGGUUAAUUUUGAAAUUCUUUGGUUUGAGGGGGACUGGAUACUUGGAAAUGUGUGGGAUCGUGAGUUAGGGUUCGUGUCAAUACCUUGCCUUUGCGUCCAAGUGUAUGACGAAUUGGUGCUGCUUGUGCUUCACCGUUCCAGAAGAAGACGAAAGGGAAGAGGAACUGAAGAAGGAGGGUGAAAUGAAACCCAUGAUGAGUGAGGGGGAUUUUGAGAACCAGGAUGACUCUGAUCGCAUUAUGCGAAAUGGCGAUGAUUCUGGUGGGAGUAACCCACUUGCGAUUGCUGUUGAUGGGCCUGACCGCCACGACGGUGAUCGGCUUAGAUUGUUUGAGGAUAUGGUCAGAGCAAUGCACGAUGAGGGCGAUGGUGGUGUUCAUUGGGACCAUGAGCUGCGCGGCGGUGGUGGGGCUGUCAAUCCCUGGAACUUUUCUUUUGGAAUUCUGCAUCAGUCUGAGGGAGGAGAGAGCAGUAGCGCCUCGGCUUUGGCCUUGUCUUCUACGAUGGAGACUUCUAAUGAGGAACGCGAUCGGGAUGCCCACCAUAAGCGCGCUAAAGUUCACUCCAUGUUCAUUGAGAGCUCAUUUGCAACUUCAUGGCCUUUGGGUGCUGGAAAUCCUGCGAGAGAUUUUGAUUUUAGUAAUGGAUCAUCUUCAAAUAUGACUAGGAACGAAUAUCUAUGCCAUGGUACUACAUCAAGCAGAGUUGAUGCCGACAAAGGCUUGGAAUCUAGUUUUGAUAGAGAUGAUGGGAUAAAUGAGAAUGACACCUGUAAAUCGGAAGGAUUUGAAGUAAGGAUGGAUCUCACAGAUGAUUUACUGCAUAUGGUUUUCUCUUUCUUGGAUCACAUCAAUCUUUGUCGAGCUGCUAUAGUCUGCAGGCAGUGGCAAGCUGCUAGUGCUCACGAAGAUUUCUGGAGGUGUUUGAAUUUUGAAAAUAGGAACAUAUCCAUGGAACAAUUUGAGGAUAUGUGUGGAAGAUAUCCAAAUGCCACUGAGGUCAAUAUCUCUGGUGUACCUGCUGUUCACUUGCUUGCCAUGAAAGCAGUUUCUUCUUUAAGAAAUCUGGAGGUUUUAACUCUGGGGAGAGGACAACUGGGAGAUACCUUUUUUCACGCCCUGGCUGAGUGCCAUUUGUUGAAGAGCUUGACUGUCAAUGAUUCUACGCUAGUUAAUGUUACACAAGAGAUACCUAUAAGCCAUGAUAGACUGCGUCAUCUUCAUCUUACUAAAUGUCGUGUUAUGCGAGUAUCUGUUAGAUGUCCACAACUUAAAACAUUGUCGUUGAAGCGCAGCAACAUGGCACAGGCUGUUCUUAACUGCCCUCUUCUUCAUGACCUAGAUAUAGGCUCUUGCCACAAGCUCUCAGAUGUUGCUAUUCGCUCAGCCGCUAUUUCAUGCCCACAGUUGGAAUCUCUUGAUAUGUCCAAUUGUUCAUGUGUUAGUGAUGAGACAUUACGUGAAAUUUCCUCAAACUGCCUGAAUCUCCAGCUUCUGAAUGCAUCAUACUGCCCAAAUAUAUCUUUGGAGUCUGUAAGAUUGACAAUGCUGACUGUGCUUAAGCUUCACAGCUGUGAGGGCAUCACAUCAGCUUCAAUGACCGCAAUAUCUAGUAGUUCUAGUUUGAAGGUUUUGGAGCUUGAUAAUUGCAGUCUUUUGACUUCCGUCUCUCUGGAUCUUCCUCAUUUGCAGAAUAUCAGACUUGUCCAUUGCCGCAAAUUCUCUGACUUGAGUUUACAGAGUGUUAAAUUAUCAUCCAUAAUGGUCUCUAAUUGUCCAUCACUUCACCGGAUCAACAUCACUUCCAAUUUUCUUCAAAAGUUAGUGUUGAAGAAACAAGAGAGCUUGGCCAAAUUGGUUUUGCAGUGCCCUAGUCUGCAAGAUGUGGACCUCACAGACUGUGAAUCACUAACGAAUUCUAUUUGUGAGGUUUUUAGUGAUGGUGGUGGCUGCCCUAUGUUGAGAUCGCUUGUUCUUGAUAACUGCGAGAGUUUGACUGCUGUUCAAUUCUGUAGCAGUUCUUUGGGCAGUCUUUCCCUUGUUGGUUGCCGGGCAAUCACUUCCCUUGAACUUCAAUGUCCUAAUCUUGAACAGGUUUCUCUAGAUGGCUGUGAUCAUCUCGAGAGAGCAUCGUUUUCCCCGGUUGGUCUGCGGUCAUUAAACUUGGGAAUCUGUCCCAAAUUGAAUGAGUUAAGACUUGAGGCCCCUUGUAUGGAUUUACUUGAGUUGAAAGGUUGUGGUGGAUUGUCUGAGGCGGCCAUCAAUUGUCCUCGUCUAACAUCAUUGGAUGCUUCCUUUUGUGGGCAACUGAAAGACGAGUGUUUGUCUGCAACGACUGCCUCAUGUCCACAGAUUGAGUCGUUAAUACUGAUGUCAUGCCCUUCGGUUGGUUCAGAGGGCCUUUACUCUCUACGAUGUCUUCUGAAGUUGGUUGUGCUUGAUUUAUCAUAUACCUUUUUGAUGAGCUUGCAGCCAGUCUUUGAGUCUUGUAUACAACUUAAGGUAUUGAAACUACAAGCAUGCAAGUAUUUAUCUGACUCAUCGCUAGAGCCUCUGUAUAAGGAAGGUGCUCUUCCAGCUCUUCAAGAGUUGGACUUAUCUUACGGGACGCUCUGUCAAUCUGCCAUAGAAGAGCUUCUUGCUUGUUGCACACACUUGACUCAUGUGAGCUUAAAUGGAUGUGUGAACAUGCAUGAUCUAAAUUGGGGUUGUAGCAUUGGACAGCUUUCUUUGUCCAGCAUCCCCAUUCCUCUUGGUCAAGCCACUCUUGAUGAGAUUGAGGAACCAGUUGCACAGCCAAAUCGUUUGUUACAGAAUCUUAACUGUGUAGGCUGUCAGAAUAUUAGGAAGGUUCUCAUUCCUCCAGCUGCACGAUGUUUUCAUUUAUCGUCAUUAAACCUAUCCCUGUCUUCAAAUCUCAAGGAAGUCGACGUUUCUUGUUACAACCUAUGCUUUCUUAAUUUGAGUAAUUGUUGCUCUCUGGAAGUUUUGAAACUCGACUGCCCAAAGUUGACCAGUCUCUUUCUUCAGUCUUGCAACAUCGAGGAAGAAGCGGUUGUAGCUGCAGUAUCUAAAUGUAGCAUGCUCGAGACGUUGGAUGUCCGCUUUUGUCCAAAGAUCUCCUCAAUUAGCAUGGUACAACUGCGUAUCGCUUGUGCAAGUUUGAAGCGGAUCUUCAGCAGUCUGUCUCCAACAUGACUAAUUCUUCUCUUCCCUACAAAAUUUUCCUCCCACCUGUUAAUUCCGAGUUUGGGAGACGACCCAAGUUUCGCUUUAUGUACAUGGAUGGUCUUGAAUUCUGUCAGCUUCCAUUUGCUUGGGGUAUAUAGUUAGUUUAUCUUCGUGACAGCUUAAAAAAUAAGUUAUCUCUUGUCUAUAUUGCUACCACCCAAGUUAGCCUUCCAUCUUUAAUUCAGUUUUGCAGUGUCUAUGAGAGAUUAAAAAUGAGUGAUUGUGAACACAUUAUUUUCAAGUUUCUGUGGAUACAAUCAGUGAACUGUUCAUCCUAUUAUUACGUUUCUGAUUCUGAA
Molecule: messenger RNA, 3837 nt
Organism: Cucurbita pepo subsp. pepo (vegetable marrow)
Lineage: Eukaryota; Viridiplantae; Streptophyta; Magnoliopsida; Cucurbitales; Cucurbitaceae
Product: F-box/LRR-repeat protein 15
Molecular function (GO): protein binding
Source: RefSeq, a predicted model, not a curated record